Messenger RNA from Hippoglossus stenolepis (Pacific halibut), 1361 nucleotides. RefSeq names its product aspartylglucosaminidase (gene aga). NCBI's taxonomy places the organism in Eukaryota, Metazoa, Chordata, Actinopteri, Pleuronectiformes, Pleuronectidae. The record is from RefSeq and is a predicted model, not a curated record. Gene Ontology annotation, cellular component: lysosome. The transcript has 9 exons. Gene Ontology annotation, molecular function: N4-(beta-N-acetylglucosaminyl)-L-asparaginase activity. The coding region runs from base 174 to 1241 and encodes 355 amino acids. Gene Ontology annotation, biological process: protein deglycosylation.
CAACAAGGAAGUAGAAAUGUAACUUUUCAUUCAAAGUCUGACUUUUUUAAAUCCUGCAGCUCGUUCGUAAGAAGCUGAAACGCGGUUGUUUCGCGUUCUGCGGGAACUCGAGUCCUCCUGUGACGCGAGGAAACAGAAACGACUGAAGGGAACAACUCGUUUAUAUAUUUUAUAUGCUUCUAAAGUCCGUGGGACGUUAUUUCCACAGCACAAUGUUGACAUCCGUAAUGUUGACAUCCGUCCUGUGCACGUUCACGUUACUGUUCCACCUCGGGCACGCGUCUCUGCCGCUCGUCAUCAACACGUGGCCUUUCAAGAACGCGACGGCUGCAGCGUGGAGCGUCCUGCAGUCCGGUGGCUCGAUGCUGGACGCCGUGCAGGAGGGCUGUGCCCGCUGUGAAGUGGAGCAGUGCGAUGGGACUGUGGGCUACGGCGGGAGCCCCGAUGAGUCUGGAGAGACCACACUGGACGCCCUGAUCAUGAAUGGGGAUACGAUGGAGGUCGGUGCAGUCGCAGACCUGAGAAGAAUCAAGAACGCCAUCGGAGUAGCGAGGGCCGUGAUGGAGCGCACCGAUCACACACUGCUGGUGGGAGAGUCAGCCUCCGUGUUUGCUGAAAACAUGGGCUUCCUUGCCGAGGACCUGACUACCAACAAAUCUGUGAAUAUUUUCUCACAGUGGCUGGGGAGCAACUGCCAACCUAAUUAUCGGAAGAAUGUAUUUCCAGAUCCCUCCCAGUCCUGCGGACCCUACAAGCCCAGGGCGAUGCUGAAAGAGACGGAGAGGGCCCAGCAUGCUAAUGCGCACUCCCACGACACCAUAGGGAUGAUUGCUGUCGAUCAAGAUGGUCACGUGGCUGCAGGUACAUCAACCAAUGGAAUGAGUCACAAAGUUCCAGGUCGUGUUGGGGACUCUCCUAUAGUCGGAGCCGGGGCCUACGCAGACAGCUCAGCCGGCGGUGCUGCCGCGACCGGAGAUGGAGACAUCAUGAUGCGCUUUCUCCCAAGUUACUUGGCCGUGGAGCUGAUGAGGACCGGGGCAGAUCCCUCAGCAGCCUGCAAGAUGGCCAUCUCCAGAAUCAAGAGGCAUUACUCAGAGUUCUUUGGAGCCAUCAUCUGCGCUAACACAACAGGCCAUUAUGGUGCAGCCUGCAACAAAAGCCCUGGAUUCUCGCAGUUUCACUUCAUGGUGUCAAACUCCGAGUCAGACGCACCGCUUCUCAAAUCCGUGGACUGCUUCUGAACAGUUGUUAUUUUCAUGCCUCUCUUUUAUAUUUAAAUUAAUUGACAGACUUCACCCUGAAUUGUAAAACUGGUUUUAUUCAAAAAUGAAAUAAAUUAAAAAGGAAACAAAUGCACAUGU